UUGAAAUCAGGAGCAGCGCAGUGUUAAUCUGACAUCAAAGGAGAUUUUUCUUUCGGAGUAGGGAAAAGAUCUUUUCUACGACAAAUUUCUGUAAAAUAUUCUUUAGUUUGCUGCGAACUUCUUCGAUAAAAUGCCGCGCGGUAAAUUUGUUAGUCAUAAAGGCCGAAAUCGUCACUUCACUAACCCCGAGGAAUUGGAGGAGCAACGACGCCAGGAGGAAAAAAAACUCCAGUGGAGAAAAAAUAAAGAUGAAGAUAGUUCCAGUGACGAAGAUGAUGAGCCUAAAGCACGAGGCGGCGGUGUUAGAUCAAAACAUCUGAGUGCUUCAGAAACAGAUAGCGAAAGUGAAUCGGAUUCGGAUUCAGAAUCUGAAAUGCAUGGAAAAGCAAAGGGCGUAGAAAACUUAAUCCAAGUCGAAAAUCCAAAUAGGGUACAAAAGAAAACAAAGAAGUUAUCACAAUUAAAUCAAUCUCUAGAUUCGGCAAAACCAGAAUUGUCACGAAGAGAACGAGAACAACUAGAAAAACAAAGAGCUUACGCGAAUUAUCAAAAACUACACGCGGCAGGUAAAACUGAUGAAGCUCGUGCAGAUCUAGCAAGAUUAGCUAUAAUAAAACAACAACGGGAAGAGGCAGCGAAGAAACGCGAAGCCGAAAAGAAGCAGAAAGAACUUGCCCAGCAGAAAAAAACGGAACUUACGCAGAAAGCACUCGGAAAAAAGUCCUAGAACAUUUAAGCAUGAGUCAAUUAUAAAUAUUUUAUGUCACAGAUACAAUUACAUUAACAUAACGAGCAGUUUAAACUCUACUUUCGUAUUGAUAUUAAUUGACUAAAUGAAUUCGCGCAUUUACAAUAUGCGUUUGAGGAAAAUAUCCUUGUUUGUAUAAAUAUAAUUAUUACCUUAAUUGAAAC
Molecule: messenger RNA, 912 nt
Organism: Megachile rotundata (alfalfa leafcutting bee)
Lineage: Eukaryota; Metazoa; Arthropoda; Insecta; Hymenoptera; Megachilidae
Source: RefSeq, a predicted model, not a curated record